ACGAAUCUGCGCAUGCGCGGUAGUCACAACACCGGAAGUAGAACUCCUCAGUUUCCAGACAUGAGUAAACAUCUGGUGUGUUUAUGUUCUGCAGCUUAAACAGAGUUAAUUGAUGAUGAUUAGACACGUUUUCCUGACAGGUUCUCCAGGAGUGGGGAAAACCACACUAGUCCAGAAGGUGUGGGAGGCGACGAGCUCCUCAGGCGUGAGCGUCCACGGCUUCUGCACGGAGGAGGUCCGAGAAAGCGGGAGGAGAGUGGGAUUUGACGUAGUCACAGUAAACGGCCAGAGAGGAAUCCUGUCCAGAAUCGGAACUACAGCUCCAUCAGGCAGACGUGAAUAUACCGUGGGCCAGUAUGUCGUCGAUCUGCCCUCAUUCGAGAGUCUCGCGUUGCCACUUUUCCAGAAUUUGAGCGAUGGAAGCAAGAAGGUGUUUGUUAUCGAUGAGAUCGGGAAGAUGGAGCUCUUCAGUCAGGCGUUUAUCCGGGCGGUGAGACAGGCUCUGGACAGAACAGACUGCACCAUCCUGGGAACAAUCCCACUUCCUAAAGGAAAACCUCUGGGAUUAGUGGAGGAGAUCCGUGCAAGGAAGGAUGUCAAGGUCUUUAUUGUCACAAAAGAGAACAGAAAUGUCAUUUUGGAUGAAAUUGUUGCUGCACUAAAGGAAUGUCUAAAAUGAAAUAAAGAUGUCUGAGAAGAAGAGAAACAGUGGCAUAAACCCUGAGACAAACCUGCAGAUGACACCAGAUUCAAAAGUUUUGGUCCCUGGAAUAGUCUUACGUUAGUUUCAGUUCUCUCUCUCUCUCUCUCUCUCUCUCUCUCUCUCUCUCUCUGUGUCUCUGUCUCCCUCUCUCUGUCUCCCUCUCUCUGUCUCUCUCUUUCU
Messenger RNA from Tachysurus fulvidraco (yellow catfish), 883 nucleotides. It is a transcript of the gene ntpcr, whose product is annotated as nucleoside-triphosphatase, cancer-related. Bases 113 to 679 code for a protein of 188 amino acids. The transcript has 5 exons. Gene Ontology annotation, molecular function: ATP hydrolysis activity. The record is from RefSeq and is a predicted model, not a curated record. NCBI's taxonomy places the organism in Eukaryota, Metazoa, Chordata, Actinopteri, Siluriformes, Bagridae.